AUGAGCUCAAAGGGACAUGCUGUUCUCACCGCCGGUGCGGUGUUGGUCUCGACAACCGGAGUUGCCAUUAGCUCUCGAGUGGCCGCGCGAUGGCUGCACAAGACCAUGGGAUGGGAUGAUGUCCUCAUCCUCGUUGGCUUUGUGUUUUCGGUGGCGAUGUGCACCUGCGUGAUGGUUGCUACGAGGUUUGGACUAGGAGUGGACCGCCACCUAGUUGGCGACGAGGACUAUGACAUCUAUCUCAAGCUCCAAAUAGCCAGCUCGGUCACGUACAGCUGGGGGGUGCAGAUCGCGAAAGCAUCCUUCGCGGUACUCUACUUGAGGAUAUUUCCCGAAGGCAGCUUCCGAAUCGUCAAUAAGAUACUCAUCGGGUUCCUCCUAUGCCAGUCUAUCGAAGAGACAUUCGUGACCCUAUUCAAAUGCAUCCCCAUAGAAAAGUCCUGGAACUUCAGAAUGGAAGGUACCUGUCUUGACUUACACCCGCUUUGGUAUUCCACCUUCGUCUUCAAUAUGAUUAGCGAUCUUAUAUUAUUCCUCGAACCGAUACCCUCCACGUGGAAGCUUCAGCUACCGUUGGUCAAGAGGCUUGGCCUAAUUGCUAUGCUCUCGUUGGGUUUACUAGUAACAGCAAUCGCAGUGAUACGCAUCGUAUACGUUACAGCGAUAGGUUCUAAUGAUACAUACGAGCUCGCGGAUCCCCUGAUUUGGUCGAUGACCGAAAUCUGCGCCCUCAUCAUAUGUUCUUGCAUCCCCUCGCUUAGGCAGGUUGCGGCGAAGAUCCCCGGCCUCAACAGCGCCCUCGGCUUGUCUUCCGGCGGAGGCUCCAAGACCUAUUACGGCCACUCCGGGGGUAAGAAUACGUCGAUACCGCUACAGAACCGUGGGCGGAAGGAGUACAUACAAUCACAGAAGACAAAGAACCAGAUCAGGGGGACGGGGUUCGGCAUGACGAGCCGCGCCACGGCUGUGCCCAUGGAUGCGCUUAGCGAGAACGGCAGCCAGGACGAGAUAUUCCCGCACAAGAGCGAUCAGAACGGCGUUAUCAUGGUCACAACCGAGUUACAACACCACGUCGAAUCCCAGGCAGAGAGCGCGACGACGUUCACCGACGCAUCCUCACAGCACAACGUCGAGCCGAGGAAUAGUACCUAA
This is a messenger RNA of Durotheca rogersii, 1152 nucleotides long. RefSeq lists its product as uncharacterized. The transcript has 8 exons. The record is from RefSeq and is a predicted model, not a curated record. Bases 1 to 1152 code for a protein of 383 amino acids. Lineage: Eukaryota; Fungi; Ascomycota; Sordariomycetes; Xylariales; Xylariaceae.